Messenger RNA from Gorilla gorilla gorilla (western lowland gorilla), 1309 nucleotides. RefSeq names its product 3-hydroxybutyrate dehydrogenase 2 (gene BDH2). The transcript is spliced from 12 exons. Gene Ontology annotation, molecular function: 3-hydroxybutyrate dehydrogenase activity. NCBI's taxonomy places the organism in Eukaryota, Metazoa, Chordata, Mammalia, Primates, Hominidae. The record is from RefSeq and is a predicted model, not a curated record. The coding region runs from base 263 to 1042 and encodes 259 amino acids. Gene Ontology annotation, biological process: siderophore biosynthetic process. Gene Ontology annotation, cellular component: cytoplasm.
CUUGACUUGCUUCCAGACAAAGGUUGUCUCAAAUUUGUUGCUCACACCGAGUUCUGGAGAACGCCAUCAGCUCGCUGCUUAAAGGGAAAUGCUGGUGUGAGAGAGAAUGAGGAGAGAACUAGGUAAGGCUGUGAGAGCCAUCAGACCUCGAUGCAAGUCCACCCGCGAGGGAGGAAAAGAAGGAAGCCAGCUUGAGUGGAAGCAUCCCAGACAGCUGUGCAGUCUAAGAGAACUUCAGCAAGAUUAAACCACAGGUUCCAUUAUGGGUCGACUUGAUGGGAAAGUCAUCAUCCUGACGGCCGCAGCUCAGGGGAUUGGCCAAGCAGCUGCCUUAGCUUUUGCAAGAGAAGGUGCCAAAGUCAUAGCCACAGACAUUAAUGAGUCCAAACUUCAGGAACUGGAAAAGUACCCGGGUAUUCAAACUCGUGUCCUUGAUGUCACAAAGAAGAAACAAAUUGAUCAGUUUGCCAAUGAAGUUGAGAGACUUGAUGUUCUCUUUAAUGUUGCUGGUUUUGUCCAUCAUGGAACUGUCCUGGAUUGUGAGGAGAAAGACUGGGACUUCUCGAUGAAUCUCAAUGUGCGCAGCAUGUACCUGAUGAUCAAGGCAUUCCUUCCUAAAAUGCUUGCUCAGAAAUCUGGCAAUAUUAUCAACAUGUCUUCUGUGGCUUCCAGCGUCAAAGUUAUGGCAACUGAUGAUGAGAAACUAAGACUACCAAUGUUAAGAGUUGUGAACAGAUGUGUGUACAGCACAACCAAGGCGGCCGUGAUUGGCCUCACAAAAUCUGUGGCUGCAGAUUUCAUCCAGCAGGGCAUCAGGUGCAACUGUGUGUGCCCAGGAACGGUUGAUACGCCAUCUCUACAAGAAAGAAUACAAGCCAGAGGAAAUCCUGAAGAGGCACGGAAUGAUUUCCUGAAGAGACAAAAGACGGGAAGAUUCGCAACUGCAGAAGAAAUAGCCAUGCUCUGCGUGUAUUUGGCUUCUGAUGAAUCUGCUUAUGUAACUGGUAACCCUGUCAUCAUUGAUGGAGGCUGGAGCUUGUGAUUUUAGGAUCUCCAUGGUGGGAAGGAAGGCAGGCCCUUCCUAUCCACAGUGAACCUGGUUACGAAGAAAACUCACCAGUCAUCUCCUUCCUGUUAAUCACAUGUUAAUGAAAAUAAGCUCUUUUUAAUGAUGUCACUGUUUGCAAGAGUCUGAUUCUUUAAGUAUAUUAAUCUCUUUGUAAUCUCUUUUGAAAUCAUUGUAAAGAAAUAAAAAUAUUGAACUCAUAGCAGGAGAAUAGUUUUUAAAAUAAAUCUCGAUUUGUUAGCA